CUUCGACCCAUUGUUAUGAGUGGACCGUCUGGGAAUGGGAAAAGCACACUGUUGGAGAAGUUGUUCAAAGAGUACCCAGGAUGCUUUGCUUUUAGUGUUUCUCGUAAGUAAUUUGUGAUCUCCCCCCCGGUCAUCUUUGCACCACACCCUCUCAAGUAGCUUGAUAAUCAAUAAAAUAUUGUAUGUGUGUGCACAUUCUCUAGAUAUCUCAGCUUGAUAAUCAAUAAAAUACUACAUUUGUGUGCACACACAUAAGAUCCCCUAGCUUGAUAAACAAUACAAUAGUGCAUGUGUGUACAUAUACUCUAGAUAUCUCAGCUUGAUAAUCAAUAAAAUACUACAUUUGUGUGCACACACAUUAGAUCCCCUAGCUUGAUAAACAAUACAAUAGUACAUGUGUGUACAUAUACUCUAGAUAUCUCAGCUUGAUAAUCAAUAAAAAAAAAAAUACUGCAUCUGUGUAAAGACACACAAUAUAUUUCAGCUUGAUAAUCAAUAAAAAUACAUUUGCCUAAGCAUGCACUAGAUAUCUCAGCUUGAUAAACAAUUAGAUACUGCAUUUGUGCACACAUACAUUGGAUCACUGGUUUGUUUCACUGUGUUUGUGCACACAUACAUUGGAUCACUGGUUUGUUUCACUGUGUUUGUGCACACAUACAUUGGAUCACUGGUUUGUUUCACUGUGUUUGUGCACGCAUACAUUGGAUCACUGGUUUGUUUCACUGUGUUUGUGCACACAUACACUGGAUCACUGGUUUGUUUCCAAUCAAACACUAUAAGACCAAUCACUUCUAUUGUUUGAAAAUCUAACAGGAGUGAAUUAUUAUCUUGUUAUGACUGUGACAAUUAAUUGAUCAAGACUUUGUUAACUGUCCUGUCUUAUUAAGACUUAGUUCAUUGUCCUGUCUUAUUAAGACUUAGUUCAUUGCCCUGUCUUAUUAAGAUUUAGUUCACUGCCCUGUCUUAUUAAGACUUAGUUCAUUGCCCUGUCUUAUUAAGAAUUAGUUCAUUGCCAUGUCUUAUUAAGACUGAGUUCAUUGUCCUGUCUUAUUAAGACUUAGUUCAUUGCCCUGUCUUAUUAAGACUUAGUUCACUGCCCUGUCUUAUUAAGACUUAGUUCACUGUCCUGUCUUAUUAAGACUUAGUUCACUGCCCUGUCUUAUUAAGACUUAGUUCAUUGCCCUGUCUUAUUAAGACUUAGUUCACUGUCCUGUCUUAUUAAGACUUAGUUCAUUGCCCUGUCUUAUUAAGACUUAGUUCAUUGCCCUGUCUUAUUAAGACUUAGUUCACUGUCCUGUCUUAUUAAGACUUAGUUCAUUGCCCUGUCUUAUUAAGACUUAGUUCAUUGCCCUGUCUUAUUAAGACUUAGUUCAUUGCCCUGUCUUAUUAAGACUUAGUUCAUUGCCCUGUCUUACGCUUUGCAGAUACAACAAGAAAACCAAGGCAUGGGGAGAAAGAUGGUGCUAGUAGUGGUUGUUUUGUGUCACAUACCCUGCAAAAGAUGGUGUAGUAUAGUGAUUGUUUUAAGAUAUACCUUGCUAAAGAUGGCGUAGUAUAGUGGUUGUUUUAAGAUAUACCUUACUAAAGAUGGUGUAGUAUAGUGGUUGUUUUAAGAUAUACCUUACUAAAGAUGGUGUAGUAUAGUGUUUGUUUUAAGAUAUACCUUACAAAAGUUGGUACAUUUUAGUAGUUGUGUGAAAUACCUUAAAAAGGUUAUCAGCAUUCAACACUAUCCCACCACAACUUAUAGUUUAAAAGCUUUAUUCGUUAGGUUUAAAUUCAAAUAUUCAAGUGUGAAUACAGAGCUUUUUAAAAAAUCCCCCACACUAUGUCAAGGGUAACAACCAAAUAUCAUUAACUAGAGAAACUAGUUUUGUUGCGCCACAAUGUUGCAUUCACUCCCCUGUCCUGUAUUACAAAAAACAAACAAAAGAACAAUUACAUCCAGAGCCUAAGUAACACCGUUUCAAUCAUAAAAUUUACAGAUGAUACCACCAUGGUUGGCUUAGUAUCUAAAGGAGAAAGGUUAUAUGAAAAGUUUGAAGCUUUAUCAGUGGGUGCGAUGAAAGUUUUCUUCAGCUGAAUGUGUCGAAAAGGAGAGAAAUGGUUGUCCAUUUCCGAAGGGAGAAUCACCCAAUUUCAGAUCUCACAAUAAAAAAUUACAAGUCGACACAUCUCAGUACCUAGUUGUCACCAUUUCUGACAUGGCAUGGACACAUCCAAAUUCUGUAUAAAAAAAAAAGUCAACCAAAGUCUAUUUUAAAAAAUUGCACUAGUUCAGCUUGAACAAAACAAGUUAUUAACUUAUUCUACAGGGCAAUAAGCAGAAGCCUACCAAAUUUCAAUAUUGCCUGCAGGUGUGUGAAUUUAUCCCCUGACAUCAAACACUGACUUCAUAGAAUAAUCCAUAAACACACAAACUGAACAGCCUUCACUUGAACUAUUUAAAUAAAAAUGCUGUAGUGAAAACUGAAUUUUUUUUAGAUGAUACAUCUCACCCUCUUCAUCACAGAUGCUUAGAUCAGCUCAAUCAGGGUCAUUCUUUCAGUUAGGACUACAUCCCACCCUCUUCAUCACAGAUGCUUAGAUCAGCUCAAUCAGGGUCAUUCUUUCAGUUAGGACUACAUCCCACCCUCUUCAUCACAGAUGCUUAGAUCAGCUCAAUCAGGGUCAUUCUUUCAGUUAGGACUACAUCCCACCCUCUUCAUCACAGAUGCUUAGAUCAGCUCAAUCAGGGUCAUUCUUUCAGUUAGGACUACAUCCCACCCUCUUCAUCACAGAUGCUUAGAUCAGCUCAAUCAGGGUCAUUCUUUCAGUUAGGACUACAUCCCACCCUCUUCAUCACAGAUGCUUAGAUCAGCUCAAUCAGGGUCAUUCUUUCAGUUAGGACUACAUCCCACCCUCUUCAUCACAGAUGCUUAGAUCAGCUCAAUCAGGGUCAUUCUUUCAGUUAGGACUACAUCCCACCCUCUUCAUCACAGAUGCUUAGAUCAGCUCAAUCAGGGUCAUUCUUUCAGUUAGGACUACAUCCCACCCUCUUCAUCACAGAUGCUUAGAUCAGCUCAAUCAGGGUCAUUCUUUCAGUUAGGACUACAUCCCACCCUCUUCAUCACAGAUGCUUAGAUCAGCUCAAUCAGGGUCAUUCUUUCAGUUAGGACUACAUCCCACCCUCUUCAUCACAGAUGCUUAGAUCAGCUCAAUCAGGGUCAUUCUUUCAGUUAGGACUACAUCCCACCCUCUUCAUCACAGAUGCUUAGAUCAGCUCAAUCAGGGUCAUUCUUUCAGUUAGGACAGAAAAAUAUCAAAGUAUCAAAAUAUGUUUUCCCAGUCUGUUAGAAUUUACCAGUGUGCUCCCCCAGUGGUUACCAAAUCUAAAUGAUCACUAAUUAUGUCAUUAUUCUCACUAAGGGAGUUAAGUUUUAUGGUACAUAAUGACUUACUUUUCCCCCAGAGAAAUACUUUACAUGUCCUGUGUUUAAUUUGUUCCGAUUUUAAAAAUGUUGUCGUGGUUAAAAUACUUACUUAUUUAUGUGCUGAAAUUGAAUAUGUACAACACAUUUUCAGUUAUUUGGAUUAGUACAAGAAUUUUAUCUCUAAUCUAUUUUGUUUCAGCUUACCAUUUUGUCUCAGAGGAGCAGUUUAAGAAGUUAAUUGCUGAAAAUGGCUUCCUUGAAUAUGCUCAGUUUUCUGGAAAUUUCUAUGGAACAAGGUAAACAAAAAAAUUAGUCUUUAAAAAAAACUCACAUCUAAUUUUAUUUAAGUUUAAGAGCAUUCUAUUUAUAUCAGUCUAUUGAUCUUCAUUUUUUUUGGUUAUCGUCACGGUUACCUUACGCAUUCGGAACAUUUCAGUAAAACGUCGUGAAGGAGAUUACAAAUUCUGGAAAACUCUGUGUCCUGGAUGUUGAAAUCAACGGAGUCAAAAAUAUUAAAAAAUCUGACCUCAAGCCAACACCAAGAUACAUCUUCAUUAGCCCACCAAGCUUGGAAGUUCUGGUAUGUCCUAAACAUUGGCAGGCGUUUAUUUUAUUUAGUCUUAACCCUCUUAUCUUACCGUGUAAGUCAAAGCAUUCAGUUGCACAUCUGGGUUUAAUAAAAUAUAAUAGUCUGAGGUUCUUUUAAAAAUACAUUUUUUUAAACCUUCCAAAACACACACCCCUCUCCCCCCCCCCCCACCCACUCCCCGUAAAUUAUUGUUAAUAGGUCGUCUUUGGCUCAUGGAUAAAAUAUUACUGAAAGGCUCUCCUAUAUAAUAAUAUUUGCAUGAAUUAUUCAAAUUUCAAAUUUUGAAAACUAAAUUUUGCAUAUUGUUAUCUAAAAAAUUUUUUAUUGAAACCAAAAAAAACCUCACCUUAUAUAACUAUCCAGUGAGACUGACUUUUACUCAAGGCCUACAUGUUAAACUUCAUUUGUCAGGUUUAAGGGAGGUGGAUUCUUCAAUGUAUAGGUUAUCAGUUUGUGUAAGCCGAGUUUCAAUGAUAUGAACAUCAACCUUUUUAUUACCCGCUCAUUUUAUUUAGGAAAAAAGACUGAGGGAUAGAGAGACAGAAACUGAAGAGAGUUUAAAUCAAAGACUGGCAGCAGUUAAAGAGGCUCAAGACUAUG
This is a messenger RNA of Lymnaea stagnalis (great pond snail), 4602 nucleotides long. The record is from the annotation of a GenBank genome assembly. Lineage: Eukaryota; Metazoa; Mollusca; Gastropoda; Lymnaeidae.